Rattus norvegicus (Norway rat) is the source of this 7653-nucleotide messenger RNA. Lineage: Eukaryota; Metazoa; Chordata; Mammalia; Rodentia; Muridae. The record is from RefSeq and is a predicted model, not a curated record.
AUGAACUGACUGCAGGUUUGGACGUGACCUCGGUUCUUUCUUUAUGCCUCCCCUUGGUCAGCAGACACUUAGUCUAUGAUGUGCUGGUUCAAACGUAGCAGGGGGAACAGGUGGUGGCACAUAUGUGCAAUAACAGUCCUCAUUUAAAUGGCCACAUGACAAGCUGACUCAGGCUGUGGGCUUUGGGUGGGCUUCUCUGAGGAGGCGGCAUUAGGUUGAACACAGUGACUGGACACUCAUAGUGAAAAUGAAAAUAUGGGGGUGGUGGGAAGUCCGGAGGAGGAUAGACAGUGUGGCACAAUGGUUCUGGGCUAUCAACGGGAUUUUGAACGUCCAGCUUCUGUCCCUUCUAGCUGGUGGCAGCUCUCCUCACCUUUCCCAGGACUGUCAUCACUGGUCGCUUUACUAACUGCCUGUGUAUUCUCAUCAAGAGACCUGAGGCAAGAGGAGACACUGACGGAGGCCCUCACCACGGUGGCCACAGGGCACACACUAGGGCUCCUCUGGAGCCUGCCAGGAGGGCCAAAGGCCAGAAAGGACAAACAAGCCAAUCCUAGCUUUGUUUAUCAUCUGAAGAUGCCCAGUAUCCAAUCGAAGCCCUGCGGCCUUGGGACGGAUUUGUUGACUCACACCGCUGUAUCUGGGCAGGGCUCUGUGGAGGCCUCAGCGUCCCAACACCGCAGUACCGCCGAGAACAUGAGUGAAGAUCCAGCGGCAUUGCUCAGGGCUGGCUGAACAUGGCAGCGGAAUGUUCCAGCGGAAUGACCCAGAACUUGGCUGGGGGAAUGUCCCCAGUGGCCACACUCUCUAGGGUCCCUCUUCAGGUGACUUCCCGGGUCCCAGCCUGGACCUUGGUAAGCCAUUGUGCUCAGAGCAGGUGCCGAGAUGGUCGGUUCUGGUUUAUUUAGCCUCGGGUGGUGUGGCUGCUGUAUCUCACUGAUGGGAAAACGGGGAGAAGACAUGUUUUGAGGGUGGGCUCACAGUUGUGGAGACUUGGUGAGACCCACACCUGAUGGUAUAGGGAUUGGGAGAGUGGCAGGCUGGGAGUGCAGAAAAAAAGGACAGGGUGGAUCGAAAGAUGCCAUCUGCUGCAGACCACGCCCAGCCGUUUCAAUCCAGGCUUUCCCUGAUUAGACCAGGCUCACCCCAUAGUCUUAGGUCCAUCUUGUUUACUCCAAACCCAUUGACCUAAAUGUUAGCCUAAUAAACAAACAAACAAACAAACAAACCUCCUAGAAACAUCCAGAACAAUGUUGACCCAUCACUGGUACCGUGGUUUGCCCAGGUUGGCACAUACAGUCCUGCAUGUCCCACCAACAGAAGCACAAAGCCUUCAGUGCGGCCUUUCCAGAUCACUCCUGGGCAUGGGAUGGGGAAGGGGAGGUGCGUUUGGAAGGAGCAGACCCCACAGUCACGGCACUUGGUUCUCCCUGUCAGCGAUGCCCCACAGCCCUACAGCCAAGAAUUUCUUCUCCCUCUCUUAGCUUCCAGUUAGACAAUUUUCACUAAACUCCAAUGUCAGGAGUGCCACGUAGGAGAUCUGGGGUUCUAUCUCUCUUGAGAAACAAAACAUCAGGCUGGGUGUGGGUUGGUUCACUGAAGCAGGACAAUGAGGAGUUAUGCAUGACCGGAUAGCCUGGGCUACAGAUAGAAACAAACAGAAGAGCAGCAACAAUUAGCAGCUGAGUAGCUCAUACACAGCCCUCUCACCCCAGGCCCCACCCGUCAACCUCCCCAACCUGUGUUGGCUCUCUGCUUCCCACCGAGCCGCCUUCCCGGCCUGUGAAGGAAUAUGACCUCAAGCCUCACAGCCUGAGCUGAAAGGUCGGUCUCUGCUCCAGUGGUCACAGGGCAGCACUGCCCCAUGGCCCUUCCUGAAGUGAUGGUGGUGGUUGCCCACCUAACCCUUGGGCCAUCGCGUGAGUGACUCCCCUCAGGCCUUCGCAGUGACACAAAAAACAAUAUAAAUUAUCCUGCUAUGCCUUUUGUGUAUUUUUACAUGUUAAGCAGAUCAUAUCUGGGAUAUAUUUGAUGGAACAAAUAUUUUAUUAGAAUAGAUUUCAGGGCAGGCAAGAUGGCCUAGAGGGUAAAGUUGUUUGCUGUCAAGAUUGCUGAGCCUGAGUUCAAUCCAUAGGACCCGCAUGGUGGGAAGAAAGAACUCAUUCUUAAGGUUGUCCCCUGACUUACACAUGUAUACACACACACACACACAUACACACACACAUACAUGCAUACACAUACAUACAUACACACACAAAUGCACACAUGCACACACAUGCAUACAUACAUGCACACACAUACAUAUAUACAUACACACACAGACAUUAACAAAAUGUUUUUCAGUUUUAAUAUCAUUACUAGAAACUUCUAUGGCUUCUGCUGGCAACUCCCAUUCUAUUUCUGUUAGGUUCUUGGGUAAGGUGUGUGUGUGUGUGUGUGUGUGUGUGUGUGUGUGUGUGUGUGUGUCCAUGUUCAUGUGUUUAUGAUUGCACUAAUCUGAGGGCCUUUAGAGGGUCACUGAACCCUGAGAUGCCCUUCUGGAACCCCUCCCCGUUUCUGCCUCCUCAGGGUUGGGACCAUGAAUGCCACCCCCCCACCAAAGCUGGCUUUCCCCUCCAUGGAUUUAGGGGCUAGGACUCGGCUCCUUCUGCUUGCACAGUGAAUGCUUUACAGUGCGAGCCAUCUCCACAGCCUGCCUGUAUUGUCAACCAAGGGAACUAUGGCCACCUUCUCACCCUUUUGCUGAAGGGCACAAGGACAUUAACUCACUGUGGGACUGUGAGCCAAGUGGCCCUGGGAAGACCUAAAGACUCCCUACUUCCCCUUUGUCUUGUGGCUCUGAUUCCUUCAAGAGUAAAUUCCCACCCCCAGCCCAGCUCCAUUGAUGACUCAGAAACACCUCCAAAGGCUGUGAGGCCAGAUCAGCCUGGCUGGAGUAAAGGUGGCUGCCCACACGUGCUACGAGAACCCCAAAAUGUCUUCUGCCCUCCCCCUCGCCAGGCCCUGUGCUCCAGCUUUCUUUCCUUCAGCCACGGGAGGAGAACCCAAAUGGCCUGUUUCCUAACCAACCAGCUACAGAGCUGGGCAAAGGCUGGCCAGGGUUUGUGGGUUGCAGUCCCCAGCUGGAGUGGGAGUGGGGAGCUGGGAGGGGGGAUAGGGAAUGAUAUAAAAGACACCUGGCCUGAGGAGUCUGAGCAUCCUGGAGCCCACUCAGGCAAGGCUAGCACUCAGGCGGAAGGGCUUAUGACAUGAGCGUUUAUGGGCCGCCGGCUGAAUAACCACGGAAUAGGCGCUUUGGUCUCAUACUGCAGAGGACAGAGGACUCGGACUUCAGAGAGGGACUGUAUCUUGCCCAAAGUCAGACAGCACAGUGAAGUGAAAGUUCACAGUAGUCACUUAGAUCUGUUGCCUUUAGGCCAGGGCUGCUACAAAGGCUCACUGACAGCAGCCCACUAGACAGCCGGGGACCUAAGCCUCCUACAGAGCGGUGGCCCUCUUAAGAUUCUCUCUCUCUCUCUCUCUCUCUCUCUCUCUCUCUCUCUCUCUCUCUGUGUGUGUGUGUGUGUGUGUGUGUGUCCUCCUUUCCUCCCUCCUUCCUUUUCUCUUCCUGCCUUCCCUGUUUUCUGUUCCCUUCUUUCCUGGCUUCAAAACCUUGUUCAUUUUCCCACCAAAGUCUGAGUGUCCCACUGGGUUACCCGGGCAGCAUGCUGCCAACUCUCUCGGAAAAGCAGCUUCAUCAGGGUGCCCCACAAGACCCAAGAGUUGGCUGCCUCUGGCUCUACGGUGUGCCAAGGCUUUGCUUGGGGUUGGGGUGGGGAGCUGUCAUCUGUGAAGGCUCCCAGCUUCCGGAAAGGGUUCAUAUCCCUCUGAGGGUCUGGUCAUAGGUGUCUCAAUCAAUUAUGUACUAUGUGAGGUCACUUCCCCAUGGCCCAGCAUGAUACCCUUAUAAGGAAGAAUGCCUGGCCACUUGACUCUUGCCAACUGUGUCCUUUAGCAGAGGAGCCAUCCCAUGGCAGAGGAGUCCUAGGGUAGACGGUCAUGGGGACUGGUGCUAGGGAGAAGUUUCUGCAUGCCAGAUGGGAAUGGGCUUCAAGGAUGGCCUGGAAUUACAAGGCAAUCACUACAGGGACAUGUGCAGUUAUUGAGCACCUACUGUUUUCAAUGUAGGCUGCAUUUAUUAUUCUCUUUCCAUGGAUGUACCUCAUGGCUAAGAACGACACAGUGUGGCCUUAGCAGGGGUCCCCAUGGGUCCCUGUAGUCUCCUGUGAGUUCUCAUCCCCAGAAUCAGGGAUUACGUGGGGGAAUAGGGGAAGCAAAGUGAAGUUCUUAGUCUAGUGUCACUGUUGAUGAGCUGUAUGGUUUCUGUGAACCUCAGUUUCUUCUGUGAAACGGGCUAAUUCUACUUCCCUGCCUUCUUGGGAAGUGUGUCUCCCUCCUCCCACCCCUGGCUGCUCCUGACUGCCUUUCAGAAGAGGGUGAGGCAGCUGGCCCAGCCCCCAGGAGGUGGGCCCCUGUCAGGGCAGGAUGAGGUGGCCAGGACGGUGUGAUUGAAGGGAAGAAAGAAGAAGCCAGGACUCUCCCGAUUCCCACACUUCCUCUUCACCUGAUGUGGCUGCCCCAGAAGUGCCUGAACACAGCUCUCAACGACCAUGAGGAACAGCAGGGAAGCUGUGCAACACCUCUUCGGCUUGGGGUGGAAGUUCUGGCGCUUGGGGAUCUGCAGGGCAGUUGUCCCUCUGCAGGCUGCCUGGAAUGCCUUCUCUCAGCCUGUCCCAGCCAGCCGGAAUGAGCUACUGACCCAGCUUCUCCUGUGUGUUUCCUUGGCCAGUCUUAUCGCAGGCCUGGUUCAUCACUGGCUGGUCUCUUUGCAGCUUUAUCCUCUGGGACCCCCUACCUUGGUGACCGCUCUCUGUGGUCUCUUCGUCUUCCUGAGCCUGGGCCUGGUGCCCCCCAUCCGCUGCCUGUUUGCACUCAGUGUGCCUACCCUGGGCUCUGAGCAGGGCCGCCGCUUGCUCCUGUCCUACAGUGCAGCCAACCUGGCUGCUGCUGUGAUGCCAAACGUCUUAGCUAAUGUGCGCGCAGUUGGGCGAGUGCUGGGCUGUGUUACUGAGGGCUCUUUGGAGAGUCUGCUCAAUACCACUUACCAGCUGCGCCAGGCAGCCAGGGAACUGGUCCCAGCCGGCCAAGCAGUCAGCCGGAGCCUGACAUUUGAGGUGGAGGGCAAUGGCUCAGCCUUCCGACUUCACACGCACACGGUCACUCAGCAGAUCCUGGAAGACUUCUCUGGCCUGGAGUUCCUGGCUCGGGCAGCAUUGGGGACUCAACGGGUGGUCACCGGAUUGUUCCUGCUGGGUCUCCUGGGCGAGUCGGCCUGGUACCUUCAUCGCUACCUCACCGACCUACGCUUUGACAAUAUCUAUGCUACUCGACAGCUGGUUCGGCAGUUGACCCAGGCUGGUGCCACACAUCUGCUGGCCGCUCCACCUCCGUGGCUACUCCAAACAGCCCAAUCUAAGCUGUCCCAAGAGGAGUUGCUGAGCUGUCUUCUAAGGCUGGGGCUACUGGCACUGCUCCUCAUAGCCACAGCUGUGACGGUGGCCUCAGACUAUGGGGCCUUCCUCUUGGCACGAGCAGCUGUAACCUGGGCUCAGAAUUUACCCAGUGUCCCAAUCACACUCACAGUCAAAUACGAUGCCUCAUAUAAGGUCUUGGACUUCAUCCUCUUCGUCCUCAACCAGCCUCCGGUGGAGAGCGUGUUUGCCUCCGUGCAGCGCUCCUUCCAGUGGGAGUUGCGCUUCACAUCCCACAACUGCCAUCUGCCGCAGGCUCAACCGCCCCGUGUCACCGCUGCUCUGGCCGCGGGCGCCCUGCAGCUGCUGGCUGGUGCCACCUUGGUACUGCAGACCUAUGCCUGGCGCCUGCGGCACGCCAUCGCCGCCUCCUUCUUCCCAGCCCAGGAGGCCAGGAGGCUUAGCCACUUGCAGGCUCGGCUCCGGAGGAGACACGACCAGAGUGAUCACCCGGACAGACACGCCAACACUGUGGGCACUCGGCGACCCAGGAAGCCCGGUCAGGGGACAAGCGCUCUGGAGUCACAGGGAUCUCAGGCACAUGACCCCCUUUCGGCCUCCGUAUGACCUUGAGUAGGUCAUUGCACGCCUCGGAGCUUCAGUUCCGUAUCUACAUAAUGAUUGGGCAUGGCAUCAGUGAUCCGCUUUUCCCUUGGGAUGUGCGCGAAAUCUUGGCGAGUGGAAGACCUGCAAGAUUAGGGAAGGCAUGCACAGUAAAGAGGACUGGAAGUCUGGGAGGACCAGACAGUUCAGUUCCUUCCCACUAGAUGGAGUUAGCCCUGGUAAGCAUCAGCGAGGAGAUCCUGCGGAGCCUUUGAGAAUUUACGUGAAUCUGAAAGUUUGAUCUUAUAAAUGAGCAUAGUUAUUAAAUAGAAGUUAUUUAUUGAACGGUUUUGCUCUUUCCUGCUCCUGUGGGGGCCUUUCCAUCUAGACGUCUCACGUUUGGUAAAUAAAAAUACAAGAUGCCCUGAAUGUUGAAUUUCAGAGAAGGGACAUAUUUGUUUAGUGAUCCUCCGCUAUGAAUCCGGUCUCUGGUUAGCCGGAUGUGGCCUUGAGUUCCCUGUAGGGGAAUUGUUCUUCACUUUUGCCUCAGGAGUCAGCUGCUGUGGUGAAAGCCUGCUAGCUCAGAGAGGCAGAGAAAGCAGCCAGCUGACCCUGCUACUCCACACCGUCUGAGAAGGAAAAAGCUCUUUCCCCUCUGUCUUAAAAGCCUUUCAACUCAGACCUAUGUUCACUCCCUGUCAGCUGGUUCCUUACUCUGCCUCUUGACCUAGAGCGACUUUGUUUAGCUCUUGCGUUAAGGUAUGUGCCAGGGUUGAACAACACUCACCACAAUUACUUGUUUACAGUAAACAGAAAUCUCUAGGAUCAAAGGCUGAGCCGCUAUUAGAAACAGAAUUUUACAGUUCACACUCUCCUGGCUCACAGUGUGAGCAAAUGUCCUGCAACAUAGAAUAAUAAUAUUUAUAAUAAGACAACACACUUCACAUCUUGAUUGACUUUUGGGAUCGGUGCAUCGGGCCCAUUCGGUAAAACAGAAUCAAGUGUUCUAAAGACUGAAGGAAGGAUUUGGCUCCGUGGGGAGGGAGGGGCAAGGAAGGCAGAGCAGGAAGCAUAAGGAGCACUAGCCCCAAAGCCUGUGUAGCUAUUGUGAAACUUGAGGCGCACACUUAUUUUCAGAACAUCUGUACUAUGACUGUGGCUACAAUGUAUUCUUUGACAGCUGUGGUAGAGAAUGCUCAACCUCCUCCCAUAGACUCAUAUGCUUGAAUACUCUGUCCCGGUUGGUAGACUGUUUGGGAAGGAUUAGGAGGUGUGGCCUUAUUGGAGGAGCUGUGCUGCUAGGAGUGGCCUUUGAGGUAUCAAAGCUUCACAUCAUUUCCAGUUAGUUUUCUGCCUUGUGAUUGUGUCUCGAGAUGUAAGCUCUCCGCUACUGUUCCAGCACCAUGCCUGCCUGCUGCCAAGCUCUUCCCCAUGAUGGUCAUGGACCCUAACCCUUUGGAACUUUAAGUUCCAAAUGUCCUUUCUUCUCCAAAUUGCCUUGUCUGUGCUGUUUUAUCGCAGCAAUAAAAAAGUAACUAAG